This is a messenger RNA of Pongo pygmaeus (Bornean orangutan), 8497 nucleotides long. It is a transcript of the gene IRGQ, whose product is annotated as immunity related GTPase Q. The record is from RefSeq and is a predicted model, not a curated record. Bases 359 to 2230 code for a protein of 623 amino acids. Gene Ontology annotation, molecular function: GTP binding. Lineage: Eukaryota; Metazoa; Chordata; Mammalia; Primates; Hominidae. The transcript is spliced from 3 exons.
GCGGCGUAGAUACCCAAGCUUUUUGCGCAUGUAUGGGUAGACGCUCGUGGCGCGCAGGCGCGUUGACUCAUUCAUUGUUCUAGGCCCUGAGGCCGCCGAAGAGGGGCGUGCGCACUUCGGCCGUUCUGCGCAGGCGCUGCGAAGGGCUGGGUCUCUGCGGUCUGUCUUCCAAGACACACCUCCUUGGAAGAGGGAGUGACGUCAGGUUAAAGCUACCAGGACGGGUCCCAGCAUCUCUAAAUCACCGCGCCCUGGCCUCUUCGGCCUCCGUCUGCCGCGGCCGAGGGGCCGGGCUUCUCAGCUGCUGACCCACUGCCACCGACUGCGCUCUCUCUCGUGGGUCGGCUUUUUGCUCGCCAUGCCUCCGCCGCAGGGUGACGUGACCGCCUUGUUCCUGGGGCCUCCGGGCUUGGGGAAGUCCGCUCUGAUCGCAGCGCUGUGCGACAAGGAUGUGGAGACGCUCGAGGCCCCCGAGGGACGGCCGGACUCCGGGGUCCCCAGCCUAAGAGCUGCGGGCCCAGGCCUUUUUCUGGGCGAGCUGAGCUGCCCACCCGCAGCGCCGGGGCCCUGGGCGGCGGAAGCCAACGUGCUGGUACUGGUGCUGCCCGGACCCGAGGGGAACGGGGAACCGUUGGCUCCAGCCCUGGGAGAGGCAGCGCGGGCCGCCCUGGCCCGAGGGACCCCGCUACUGGCUGUGCGGAACCUCCGUCCUGGGGAUUCACAGACUGCCGCCCAGGCCCGUGAUCAGACAGCAGCUCUGCUGAACAGCGCGGGGUUAGGAGCCGCGGAUCUGUUUGUGCUACCGGCGAACUGCGGCAGCAGCGACGGCUGCGAGGAACUAGAGCGCCUCCGGGCGGCGCUGCAGAGCCAGGCAGAAGCGCUGCGGAGGCUCCUGCCACCGGCCCAGGAUGGCUUCGAGGUGCUGGGUGCAGCAGAGCUGGAGGCUGUGCGUGAGGCCUUUGAGACCGGCGGCCUGGAGGCUGCGCUGUCGUGGGUGCGCUCAGGCCUGGAGCGCCUGGGCAGCGCACGGCUAGACCUGGCCGUGGCCGGCAAGGCUGACGUGGGCCUUGUGGUGGACAUGCUGCUUGGAUUGGAUCCUGGCGACCCAGGUGCUGCGCCUGCUUCGGUCCCCACAGGACCCACUCCCUUCCCAGCCCCAGAGCGCCCGAAUGUGGUGCUCUGGACCGUGCCUCUGGGCCCCACGGGCACUGCCACCACCUCGGCCGCCGCCUCUCACCCAACGCACUACGACGCCCUCAUCCUCGUCACCCCUGGAGCCCCCACUGAGAAGGACUGGGCCCAGGUCCAGGCCUUGGUGCUACCAGAUGCGCCUCUUGUCUGCGUGCGCACAGACGGCGAGGGCGAGGAUCCGGAGUGUCUGGGAGAAGGCAAGAUGGAGAAACCCAACGGCGAGAGCUUAAAGAACGCAGGCGGAGGGGGAUUGGAGAAUGCACUCAGUAAGGGAAGGGAGAAAUGUAGCGCUGGAUCGCAGAAAGCAGGCAGCGGGGAAGGUCCUGGGAAAGCUGGCAGCGAGGGUUUGCAGCAGGUUGUCGGCAUGAAGAAAUCAGGUGGUGGCGACUCAGAGCGGGCCGCCGCGUUAAGCCCGGAGGACGAGACGUGGGAGGUGCUGGAGGAGGCGCCGCCGCCAGCGUUCCCCCUACGGCCUGGCGGACUCCCAGGGCUGUGCGAAUGGCUGCGGCGAGCGCUCCCCCCAGCCCAGGCAGGGGCGCUGCUGCUGGCGUUGCCACCAGCAUCUCCCAGCACUGCCCGAACCAAGGCUGCGGCGUUGCGGGCCGGGGCGUGGAGGCCAGCUCUGCUGGCUAGUCUGGCGGCGGCGGCGGCACCACUCCCAGGGCUGGGCUGGGCAUGCGACGUGGCACUUCUGCGGGGUCAGCUGGCGGAGUGGCGACGGGGCCUGGGGCUGGAACCCGCGGCAUUGGCUCGACGUGAGCGCGCCCUGGGCCUGGCUUCUGGAGAGCUGGCAGCGCGCGCUCAUUUCCCAGGCCCGGUGACGCGCGCCGAGGUGGAAGCAAGGCUGGGCGCCUGGGCGGGCGAGGGCACUGCUGGGGGCGCAGCACUGGGCGCUCUCUCCUUCCUGUGGCCUGCGGGUGGUGCAGCGGCGACAGGUGGUCUGGGCUACCGAGCGGCUCACGGCGUCCUGCUGCAGGCUCUCGACGAGAUGCGGGCUGAUGCUGAGGCUGUGCUGGCACUCCCUGAGCCUGCCCAGUGAGGAGUGGGAGCGGGCUUGGGAGUCCAGACUCUGACAGGGGAUGCCUGGGCUUAAUCCUGGGUGCUUGAAGGGGAUGUGGACUCUUGACUUCUAGCUGGGAUGUGUGACUUCUCAUCACCUGGAUUCAGAGAGUCUGGGGGACAGGAAUCCUGAUUUUUUUUUUUUUUUUUUUUCCUUGAGAGGAAGUCUCUUGUUGCCCAGGCUGGAGUGCAAUGGCGCGACCUCGGCUCACUGCAACCUCCGCCUCCCGGGUUCAAGCGAUUCUCCUGCCUCAGCGUCCGGAGUAGCUGGGAUUACAGGUGCCUGCCACCACGCCUGGCUAAUUUUUGUAUUUUUAGUAGAGACGGAGUUUCACCAUGUUGGCCAGGCUGGCCUCGAACUCCUGAUCUCAGGCAGUCCACCCGCUCCGGCCUCCCAAAGUGCUAGGAUUACAGGCGUGAGCCACCAUGCCCGGCCAGGAAUCCUGGUAUCUUUGGGAACCAUGGUGCAUGACAUCCAGACCCUUCUGUCCUGAAGGGAGUUGGUGGCCCAGACUCUAGCAGGGACUAUGUCUUUGUCUCCUAGGGAGUAGAAACUGGAGUUACUGGGUGUUUAGUCCUCCAGGGGACGGGGGUAGAAGUCCUGUUUCCUAAUUAGUGGGGAGGUGUCCAUAACUGGGACCUGAACUCCAGUAUAGGGGAGGGAGACCUGAGCACCCCCGGGAGCUGGAACUCUUGGGCUUCAGAGCCUCAGAGGGAAACAGGGUCUACAUUUCUCUGGGAGAAAAAACCUGCGCACAGGUCCCCAAGGAGCAGUGGGCUUUGAAUCUUGAUGGGGUGGCAGAGGCCCCUGGGGUCUCAGACUCCGGGGUUCUAAAAUGGCUGUGGACCUUGGUUCCUAAAUCUUGGGUAAGGGGAGGUCUGCAUCUGGAGGAGGGAUCGGGGGCUUGUGGGAGAAAGCUGGAGACUUCUUGAUCUCUCCUGGGGAGUGGAUGGGUUUCUAUCAUUGCCCUCCAAAAGUAUGUAGGGAGGGUGGUCCCACAAAAAUGAGGUGAGGUGGGUAAGAGGUCUGGGCAUGGUGGGCCCUGGGAGUAGCCAGGGACCAGGAAUGAGGCCUUCUGGGUGUGGAAGGGCAGGAAAGCAUACCUCAGAGACAGCUCCUCCAAACCUUGUAUUGGGAUCCCAGCAACUGCCUCUGUGAGUGUGACUGGGAAGGGAUGUGACUGCCUUCAUCUUCUAGGUGCUGAGCAAUUCAGGUGAUCUCUGGGGAGUCUGUUUCUCUGUCUCUUUUCUUUAAGAGUUUCUAUCUUUUUUUGGCCUUGGUUUCUCCUGUUAUUUAACCAUAACCCUUUCUGGCCUUGGUGUUUUGUGCACCCUCCUUUUUGGAAGAACAGCUGUACUGCUGCACUGGUCCAAACACUUCUGUAUGGACACCUUGGGUAUCCCCAAGAGGCUCUGCUUUCUGGUGUACAUAGAGGGUGCUGCAUUGAGCCAGGGGCCCACCAAAUGGGUGGUCAGGCAUUCGAGACCAUAGGAAUAUGCCAGGAGUGAAUGAAGCAAAGGCAGAAACCACAGUGCCUGGAAUGUUCUAGGCUGCUAGCCACAUGUGGGGGAAAAGUUGCAGGUUACAGAAUUCUUCAGUGUCAAAACAGAAAAGGAGGAUCUGAGAAUCCAAGCGAUAGAAUCCCUUUUGUCGUUGACAGAAAGAGCAAAGUCCAGAGAGGGCAGGCUUGAGGCCCAACAGCACACAGUAAGGCCCUGUGGGUCUGGCCCUUGCCUAUUCUCAUUCCCUGCCCCUUCCCAUUCCUGUCCAGCCUGAUAGACUUUCCUUCUUUUUUUUUUUUUUUUUUUUUUUGAGAUGGAGUCUCACCUUGUCACCCAGUCUGGAGUACAGGGAUGUGAUCACUGCUCACUUCAACCUCCCACUCCCAGCUUCAGGCGAUUCUCCUGCCUCAGCCUCCCGAGUAGCUGAGAUGACAGGCAUGUGCCACCACACCUGGCUAAUUUUUGUAGUUUAGUAGAGAAGGGAUUUCACCCUGUUGGCCAGGCUGGUCUCGAACUCCUGACCUCAGGUGAUCCACCCGACUCAGACUCCCAAAGUGCUGGGAUUACAGGUGUGAGCCAUCAUGCCCGCCUGACUUUCUUUCUGAUGCCUAAGUGGCCACCUUGAGUCCUGCCUGGGGACCCUUGCACCUGCUGUUCUCUUUCCUUCAAGGCUCUACUCACAACUUCCUGUUCUACUCUCAAACCUUCCUGUGACGGGCUCAUUCAGAUCUCAGCUCACGUAUCCCCUCAGAGAGGCCUUCCCCUCCCUGACUACCCUAUCUGAAGUAGCUCACAUCCCCCCAUUAUUCAUUUCGGCCAGUUGACUUUCCUUGUAGCAAUUAUUACUGUCAAAAAUGAUCUUAUUUAUUUACCUGUUUAUUGGCUUUUGACCCAUUGCCAGUCCUGUUCUCUGUUGUUCCCCCAGCAUCUAGAACAAUAGGUGCCUGACACAAUAGGUGCUUCGUAAAGAUUUAUUAUUAUUAUUUUAGAGACAGGGUCUUGCUCUGUUGCCCAGGCUGGAAUACAGUGGGAUGAUCGUGGCCCACUGCCAUCUCCAACUCCUGGGCUCAAACGAUCCUCCCACCUCUGCCUACAGAGUAGCUGGGACUAUAGGUACACAGCACCAAAUUUUCUGUAGAGACGGGGGUCUUGCUUUGUAGCCCACACUAGUGUUGAACUCCUGGCCUCAAGUGAUCCUCCUGCCUUGAUGGGAUUACAGGUGUGAGCCACCACACCCAGCCUAAGUGUUUAUUUCAUUGAUCAGUGUCAGAACUAGGAUUGGGAUUUAGAUUGUUGAUCUCUUGCCACAAGAUAGGAAAAUGGAGCAAGAUGAGGAGAAGCAAGCAUUUAAUGGGAGAGAACACCCUUGUCUGAGGUCAGGGACCUGGGAAGCAAGCACGACUUUGCCACUGUCACUGUGUGUUACUUGGACAGUGCCUUAUUUUCCCAUCUGUGAAAUGAAAGAGCUGGAUAAGAACCUUAAAUAGUUUUGAGAUCCUGUCUCCCUUAAAAGCUGAAGACAAGGGUUACUGAUCCAAGGGCAGAUACUCGAGGGAUGGUACCAUCAUCUCCAGCUUGGAUUCCCACUGCUGAUACAAUUUGUCCCUUCAAAGUUGAGAUAUCUACCGUGGGGAGGAGCACUUGGUUCUAUACUGAAUGGCUCCAGGCAUUUUCAUGAAAGCUCUUUCAGCUUUAGGGGAAGAAUAUUCAUCCAUAUCUGUAAUAUCUACACCUCUUUACCCCAUCAUAUUAGUGUCUAAGCCCUGCAAUCAGGCAUGUCAGCCACGUGAUGGAAUGGGAGGGCUGCAGGGCAGCACCGUCCAGUAGAAACAAAAUGCAAGCCACAUAUGUCAUUUUAAGUUUUCUUUUUUUGAGAUGGAGUUUCACUUUGUCUCCCAGGCUGGAGUGCAGUGGCACGAUCUCGCCUCACUGCAACCUCCGCCUCCUGGGUUCAUGUGAUUCUCCUGCCUCAGCCUCCUGAGUAGCUGGGAUUACAGGCGUAUGCCACCAUGCCUGGCUAAUUUUUGUAUUUUUAGUAGAGAUGGGGUUUCACCAUGUUGGUCAGGCUGGUCUGGAACUACUGACCUCAGGCCACCCGCCUUGGCCUCCCAAAGUGCUGGGAUUACAGGCAUGAGCCACCGCGCCCAGCUAAUUUUUGUAUUUUUAUUUUAUUUAUUUUUUUGGAGACAGAGUCUCGCUCUGUCACCCAGGCUGGAGUGCAGUUGUGCGAUCUUGGCUCACUGCAACCUCAGCCUCCCGAGUAGCUGGGAUUACAGGCACGCACCAUCAUGCCCAGCUAAUUUUUGUAUUUUUAGUAGAGAUGGGGUUUCACUGUGUUGGCCAGGCUGGUCUUGAAGUCCUGACCUCAGGUGAUCCACCGACUUCAGCCUCCCAAAGUGCUGGGAUUAUAGGCAUGAGCCACUGUACCCGUCCUAAUUUUUGUAUUUUUAGUAGAGAUGGGGUUUCACCAUGUUGGCUAAGCUGGUCUGGAACUCAUGGCCUCAAGUUAUCUGCCCACCUCAGCCUCCCAAAGUGCUGAGAUUACAGCCAAGUUUUCUAACAGCCACAUUAGAGAAGUAAAAGGAAACAGGUUAAAUUCAUUUUAACAUGUUUUACUUAACCCAGUGUAUCCAAAAUAGCAUUUCGACAUGUCAUCAGUUUUUUAGGUUUUUUUUUUUGAGAUAGUGCUUCGCUUUGUUGCCCAGGCUGGAGUGCAGUGGCACAAUCUCGGCUCACUGCAACCUCCACCUUCCAGGUUCAAGUGAUUCUCCUGCCUCAGCCUCCCGAGUAGCUGGGAUUACAGGCACCCGCCACCAUGCCCACUAAUUUUUGUAUUUUUGGUUAGAGAUGGGGUUUCGCCAUGUUGGCCAGGCUAGUCUCAAACUCCUGACCUCAGGUGAUCCGCCCACCUCAGCCUCCCAAAGUGCUAGGAUUACAGGCGUGAGCCACCGCGCUUGGCGUCAUCGGUAUUAUUUAAAUGAAUUAUGUUACAUUCUUUUAUGCUGUCUUCAAAAUCUGUUGUAUAUUUUACACUUACACCAAAUCUCAAUUACCGUGAUAUAUUUUUAUCUGAAAUGCUUGACCUGUAUUUUGAUUUCAUAAAAUUCAUAGUUGGAGAAGUAGAUUCACAUAUCCAAGUUGUUCCAAUUAUAUAAUAGUUUUCCAAAAACUGAGAUGGGUGUCCAUUUUUUUUAAGUAGAGAUGCAGGUCUGGUUAUGCUGACCAAGUUGGUGGGUUGUUUUGUUUUGUUUUGAGACAGACUCUCACUUUGUCACCCAGGCUGGAGUGCAAUGGCAUGACCUCAGCUCACUGCAACCUCUGCCUCCUAGGUUCAACUGAUUCUCUUGCAUCAGCCUCCUGAGUAGCUGGGACUACAGGUGUGUGCCACCAUGCCCGGCUAAUUUUGGUAUUUUUCUCAGAAAUGGAGUUUCACCAUGUUGGGCAUGCUGGUUUUGAACUGCUGACCUCAGGUGACCCGCCCACCUCGGCCUCCCAAAGUGCUAGGAUUACAUAGUGAGCCACCAAGCUGGUUUUGAACCCCUGGCCUCAAGUGAUCCUCACACCUCAGCCUUCCAAAGUGCUGGUAUUACAGGCAUAGGCCACCACACCUGGCCUCAGCUGUUCAAUUAAAAGUAAAUAAAACUUAAAAUUCUAUGUUUCAUUGGCAGUAGUGCAACAUUAAUACUGAGUAGCCACAUGUGAUUAGUGGCUACAGUAUUGGACAGGGCAGGUACAGAAUACUUCCAUCAACAUAGAAAAUUCUAUCAGUCUAGCUUAGCUAGACUUUUAGGGCUUAGGGGCAGAUAGUCCUUCAACUGACUUGGGCAAGUCACUCUACAAAUGGCAUCUACCUCACAUGGUUAUGGUGAGAAUUCAGCGUAUGUAUGUACAUGCGUGCACACAACAUGCACACACACACAUAACAUAGUGCACCCUUUCCUGAAAAGCCUGACACACGGAGCUCAAACAUGAGUGCCACCCACCCCUGGGCAGCACCAAGAUGGCUCUAGUCCGGGCGCCUUUGUCUCACCCCCAUGCCUUUGCUCGGAGUGUGCUCCUCAUUUUUCUGCCACUUUGACCCUGUCUCUGAUUUGGUCCUGUCUGACAUCACUGCUGUAUGCUUCGCUGCUCUCAAUUUCCUCUGCCCUCAUGCUAGCAGGAGUCAUGCCAGAGAUCAUAUCUGAGAAAGCAAGACAAUUUCGUGUGUGUGUCUGUGCCCAUAGAGGAGUGCUGGUUGUGUUGAUAUAGUUGUAGACUGGUUGUGUUUACACAGUUGUAUAUAUUGACGCCCUUGAGUGUUAUGACUUCUUUUGGGGGUGGUCGCCUUUUAAAUCAUGACUUUCGAUGGGAAUCAAUUUUAGUCUUUGUAAAGACAUAAGGUUGUUGGUAGGCAUCUGUCUCUGGGAGCAUCCAAGCAGAAAAGACGAAGACUCCCUUGUAGACAGAUCACUGGCUACCACUGAAGUGUGUCUGCAUGGCACCACAGGGCUGGAAGACCCUUGAAGGCAGGAAUUCAAGGAAAUGUAUGAUGAAUUUUGGCAUUGCCAUCAGAAGGAUAACAGGCAUGGAAAACUUGGGUGAGUGGGCGAGACAACCUCAUCACCACAGCAGAGUUCCAUACAUGCCUGGAUAAUGAUAGAGGGAUUUGUGUCCACUGCAGUGGGGAACCAUGAAGGACACAUCAAAGGUGUGGUUGGCCUGUGGUGGUCUUUGGAGGAAUGAAUAAAAAUGAAUAGAAAUCCUA